Messenger RNA from Eremothecium gossypii ATCC 10895, 1668 nucleotides. RefSeq names its product glucose-6-phosphate isomerase (gene PGI1). Lineage: Eukaryota; Fungi; Ascomycota; Saccharomycetes; Saccharomycetales; Saccharomycetaceae. The record is from RefSeq and is marked provisional. Gene Ontology annotation, biological process: gluconeogenesis; glycolytic process; glucose 6-phosphate metabolic process. Gene Ontology annotation, cellular component: cytosol. The transcript has a single exon. The coding region runs from base 1 to 1668 and encodes 555 amino acids. Gene Ontology annotation, molecular function: glucose-6-phosphate isomerase activity; monosaccharide binding; carbohydrate derivative binding.
AUGGCCACCACAAACACAUUUUCUGACUUUAAGCUAGCUAGUGAAUUGCCUGCAUGGGCUAAACUUCAGGAGCUCUACGAGAAGAAGGGCAAGACGCUUUCUUUAAAAGAGGCGUUCGCCACGGAUGAGCAGCGGUUCCAAAAAUACUCGCGCACAUUUUCGAACCACGAUGGCUCGAAGAUACUAUUCGACUUCUCGAAAAACCUUGUCGACGACGAAAUCCUGGGCGCGCUAGCGCAACUAGCGCGUGAGGCCAAUGUGACGCAGCUGCGUGACCAGAUGUUCAAUGGUGAACACAUCAAUUCCACCGAGGACCGUGCUGUAUACCAUGUGGCACUACGUAACCGGGCUAACAAGCCUAUGUACGUUGAUGGGAAAAACGUGGCGCCAGAGGUCGAUGCCGUUCUACAGCACAUGAAAGAGUUCUCUGAGCAAGUGCGUUCUGGUGCAUGGAAGGGGUACACUGGCAAGUCCAUCAAGGACGUCGUGAACAUCGGCAUUGGUGGCUCUGACCUGGGCCCUGUGAUGGUGACCGAGGCGCUCAAGCACUAUGCUGGACCAUUGAAGGUUCACUUCGUUUCGAACAUUGAUGGUACACAUCUUGCAGAGACGUUGAAGGAAGUCGACCCGGAGACUACUCUCUUCCUUGUUGCCUCGAAGACUUUCACCACGGCCGAGACUAUCACUAACGCAACUUCUGCGAAGAACUGGUUUUUGUCCAAGACUGGGAACAACCCAGCGCACAUUUCAAAGCACUUUGCUGCUCUCUCCACUAAUGAGACAGAAGUUGCCAAGUUUGGGAUAGAUACGAAGAACAUGUUUGGAUUUGAGAGUUGGGUUGGUGGCCGCUACUCUGUGUGGUCUGCCAUUGGGUUAUCCGUUGCCCUUUACAUUGGCUUUGACCAGUUCGAGGACUUCCUCAAGGGUGCCGAGGCCGUUGACAAGCACUUUACAAGCACCCCAAUUGAGGACAACAUUCCAUUGUUGGGCGGGUUACUGUCUGUGUGGUACAACAACUUCUUUGACGCACAAACUCACCUAGUUGUUCCAUUCGACCAGUACUUGCAUAGAUUCCCUGCAUACUUGCAGCAGCUAUCCAUGGAAUCCAACGGUAAGUCUGUUACCAGAGGCAAUGUCUUUGCUAACUACUCGACUGGUUCAAUUCUAUUCGGUGAGCCAGCCACAAAUGCUCAACACUCAUUUUUCCAGUUGGUUCACCAAGGCACUAAGGUUAUUCCUUCUGACUUUAUCCUUGCUGCUCAGUCUCAUAACCCAAUUGAGAACAAUCUCCACCAGAAGAUGCUGGCGUCCAACUUCUUCGCUCAGGCUGAAGCUCUAAUGGUGGGUAAGGAUGAGGCUCAGGUCAAGGCGGAGGGCGCUACUGGUGGUCUAGUUCCACACAAAGUGUUCUCUGGCAACAGACCAACCACUUCUAUCCUGGUACAGAAGAUCACGCCAGCGAACUUGGGUGCCUUGAUCGCAUACUAUGAGCACGUGACCUUCACCGAAGGCGCUAUCUGGAACAUCAACUCGUUUGACCAGUGGGGUGUUGAACUAGGUAAGGUUUUGGCCAAGGUUAUCGGCAAGGACUUGGAUACCACGGGUGAAACUACUUCGCACGAUGCCUCCACUAAUGGUCUCAUUAACCAGUUCAAGGCGUGGUUGUAG